This is a messenger RNA of Entelurus aequoreus (snake pipefish), 4843 nucleotides long. It is a transcript of the gene eif4g2a, whose product is annotated as eukaryotic translation initiation factor 4, gamma 2a. Gene Ontology annotation, cellular component: eukaryotic translation initiation factor 4F complex. The transcript has 30 exons. Gene Ontology annotation, biological process: DNA integration. The record is from RefSeq and is a predicted model, not a curated record. NCBI's taxonomy places the organism in Eukaryota, Metazoa, Chordata, Actinopteri, Syngnathiformes, Syngnathidae. Bases 133 to 4383 code for a protein of 1416 amino acids. Gene Ontology annotation, molecular function: translation initiation factor activity; mRNA binding; protein binding.
AAAGUUAAAGUGGUGUGUGGGGCAGCUGAAGCAGAUGCCAUAUUUAGAGAGUUCCACGCAAGUGACAUUGGCGCACAUUGUGGCCAGAUCAAAACAAGGGAUGCAAUUUCCAAGAGAUGUUACUGGCCCUCCAUGACGUGUGACAUUGAAAAAUGGAUCAACACAGAGGUUUGCCGGCUUUUGGGGGUUAAAAGAAGCCUUUGUGCUCCAUACCACCCCCAGACAAAUGGGUUGGUGGAGAGACUCAACUCUAGCAUUCAGAGAGCCCUGGGGAAGCUCGUGAAAGACAAGGCGAACGAUUGGGAUGAUUAUUUGGACGCAGUUAUGUUCGGCCUACGCACCAAAAAACAAAUCACCACAAAAUUUUCGCCAUACUUCCUCAUGUUCGGGAGGGAGGCGCGAUACCCUUCUGAGGUUGCAGAGAACUUCCAGGUUGAUAAGUCUUUUGAGGAGCUAUACACAGAGGAAGAAGUGAUGUUUGAUUUACAACGGCAGGAGAAAAUAUUAGCCAUUGUACAAAAAAAUCAAGAAAAGGCUCAUCAAAGAACCCAGGCAGCAAAAAACAGGCCUAAAACUAAAUUUCUGCAGGUGGGGGACAUGGUGUGGCGGCAAAAUGUCCGAAGUCAGCAAAGAAAAGGGGGAAAGCUUGACGCUGACUUCCUUGGUCCAUUUUGCAUAACACAAAUUCAGGGGAAAAGUAUUGACCUUGUCAGAACAGAUGAAAAGCCUGUGUAUAAGGUCAAUGCUGAUCAUUUACGAAAAUAUGUGGAGGAAGGCCCUAGAAUACCGGCCAAAUUGAGGACAUGCUCCACAGAUUCCCCUGCUGAAGCCACUCCAAAUACAGCCUCACCUGCCACCACAGCAGUUGAAGAUUCUUCUGCACCUGCCACAGCCAUCACCCCAAACACCAGUGAGACCACCUCAGCCACCUCUGGGUCUACCAAAAGAGGAAUGACACCUGCCCGAGGAUCCCAUGGAAUCCCUGCCAUCUCACAUAAUCCAGAGCAAUAUAUCAAAGAAGCUUGGGGAGGACAGGAUUGUCACAUUCUUUUGUCCAAAAUUGGACGAUACAAAUUGUGGUAUUGGGACAUCAAUCGCACAGGGCCCAACAAGGAACUUGAAAGCGAGGCCAUUUAUCCAGCAGAGCAGCGGCGUCUCGUGCUUGACUCAUUAGGCAACGCUCGCUCUAAAGUACCCAAGUGUUUGGAGUCCACCAGGUCUUUCAUGCGACAGAGGAAUGUUGCACUACCAAAGUGGUCUGCAAACACAGUGCCUCACAGUCUACAAAAAGACAUUACCUCCUGUGGGAUAUUUGUAUUGAAAUAUGCUGAAAAGGUGUUGGCAGAGGAGGCACCCAUUUUUGAUCAUUCUGACCAGGCGGUGGAGGCAUAUCGGAUGGAUGUUGCAAAAACGCUUCUGAAGGAAACUGAUGAUCUCAGUGAGCUCUGCCACUGCUGCGGACAGAAGGAGAUUGGUGGCAGCCCCAAAGGUGAUACCACUGACUGGGGGGGCGGGGCAGCCUACAGAGAGGACGUCCGGAAGUUGGCAGACUGGUGCUCAGAGAACAACCUUGCUCUGAACACCAAGAAAACCAAGAAGAUCAUCGUCGACUUCAGGAAACACAGCACUGACCUAGCCCCCCUCUACAUCAAGGCGCGUGACGUCACCGGAGGAGGGCGACAACGUCUCAAACAGCCCCCAGUCAAAAAGCGGCUCCCUCGUGACGCACGCAUCCAAGUUGGGGGAGGAGGUGGGGGUGCACCUCAGCACUUUCCCAAGGCUGAAAGCAAAAGCGAGUUCCUGGGGAAAACCCCAGGUUCUGUCGCUCAGAGAUGGAUACCUUCUCGAAACAAUAGACGAGAAGUCAGCUUCUCCAACGAGAAAGGGCAGCAUGAUGCAAUCUUCAGAAAAGUGAGAGGCAUACUUAAUAAGUUGACACCUGAGAAGUUUGACAAACUGUGCCUGGAGCUCCUCAAUGUAGGUGUAGAUUCAAAGCUUGUCCUGAAAGGAAUCAUUUUGUUGAUUGUUGACAAAGCCCUUGAAGAACCCAAGUACAGCCAGUUAUAUGCUCAACUAUGUCUCCGCCUGGCAGAAGAUGCACCAAACUUUGAAGAUCCAACAACAGAAACCCCUGCAACAAAAAAGCAGAACACAACAUUCAGGAGACUUCUGAUUUCCAAGCUUCAAGAUGAGUUUGAAAAUCGUGCCAGAAAUGUUGAAGUCUUUGACAAACACGAUGGCCCUCUUACUUCUGAGGAGGAGGAGCAGCGUGCUAUUGCGAAGAUUAAAAUGCUUGGAAAUAUCAAAUUCAUUGGGGAACUUGGAAAACUCCACCUUAUCCAUGAAUCCAUCCUCCAUAAAUGCAUUAAGACACUUCUGGAGAAGAAGAAGAGAGUCCAACUUAAAGAUAUGGGGGAAGACCUGGAGUGCCUCUGUCAGAUAAUGAAGACAAUUGGUCCUAAACUUGAUCAUGAAAGGGCUCGGUCCUUGAUGAAUCAGUACUUCGGCCGCAUGAAGGCCUUGACGAUCAACAAAGAAUUGCCUGCUAGGAUUCGCUUCCUGCUGCAGAACACCGUAGAGCUGCGUGAGAACAACUGGGUGCCACGUAAAGCUUAUGUUGACAAUGGACCAAAGACGAUCAAUCAAGUUCGUCAGGAUGCUGUAAAAGACCUGGGUGUCUUUAUUCCACCUUCAUCUGAUGGCUCGAGAACUGACUUCUUCAUGGAUAGUUCAUUCCUGGAGAGCACUUUUCUUCAGGGCAGGCUCAGAUUUGACAAGGAAACACUUGGUGGGCUGGCUGAUAUGUUUGGCCAAAUGCCUGGAAUUGGCAUCGGCACAGGUCCAGGAGUUAUUCAGGACCACUACUCCCCUACAUUGGGACGCCACCGCUCAAACCCAUUUAAUGGCCAUAUUGCCAUUAGCAACGGUUCUCAUCAGCCUCAGUUUGAUGCAGGAAGCAAGCCUUAUGUCAAGCCCAUGCAGGGGCAAGGUUCACCAGUUUUCAGCCACAAACAGAAUGGUUCUGUCCAGAUGCAGUCCAAGGAUAUGGGUCCACGCUUUUCAAAGAAAGGAAAGCUCAAUGCUGACGAGAUCAGCCUGAGGCCAGCUCAGUCUUUCAUCUUAAGCAAAAAAGUGCCAAAGCUGCAGCCACAGAUGACUAUGAUGCCUCCGAGUGCCCAAGGCUCCUUAAUGGGACAGUCACCACCACAGCUUGGUUUAAAAACCAAUCCUCCACCAAUUCAGGAAAAGCCUGCAAAGCCCAACAAAAAACUGCCUCCGACUAAAGAAGAGCUGCACAAAAUGACGGAGACUCUUGUUGCAGACUAUAUGAACAGCAAGAAUAUCAGCGAGGCACUGGCAGCUGUCAAGGAGAUGAGAGCUCCAAAACACUUUUUGUCUGAGAUGUUGAACAAGAUCGUGGUGGAUUCACUCAGUCGUUCAGAUGACGACAAGGAACUUGUAAGCACUCUAAUUCAUGAACUCUGCACAGAAAGCCUUGUCACCAGUGAAAACGUACUACAGGCUUUUAUUAGUGUUCUGGACCAGUGCCCCAAGAUUGAGGAAGAAAUCCCUUUGGUUAAGUCCUACCUGGCUCAAUUUGCAGCUCGGGCCGUCGUUGCUGACUUGAUCAGCAUUACAGAUUUGGCCCACCAGCUGGAAAACGGCGCCUAUUUCCCCCUCUUCCUGCUCUGUCUGCAGCAGAUGGCCAAGCUCAAGGACCGUGAAUGGCUGAUCGAUCUAUUUCAGAAGAGCACAGUCAACAUGCAGAAGAUGCUACCUGAAAUGGACCAGAACAAGGACAGAAUGCUGGAGAUCCUGGAGGGCAAAGGUCUUGGCUUUCUGUUCCCACUGAUGAAGCUGGAGAAGGAGCUUUUGAAGCAGAUCAAAGUGGAUCCUUCUCCGCAGUCCAUCUACAAAUGGAUCAAAGAUAACAUUUCUCCCAAACUUCACACUGACAAAGGCUUUGUCAACAUCCUCACCACCAGUUUCUUGCAGUACAUCGCCUAUGAGAUCAACCCCGAUGAUGACGAAGAGCAGCUGGCAUCGCCCAGCAAGGAGCAGCUGGAUGAGGAGAAGCAACUCCUGCUGUCCUUCAAGCCGGUCAUGCAGAAGUUCCUGCAUGAGCACAUUGAGCUGCAAGUCAGCGCGCUCUACGCCUUGCAGGUGCACUGCAACGCUAAACACUUCCCUAAAGGCAUGCUCCUGCGCUACUUUGCCUAUUUUUACGACAUGGAAAUCAUCGAAGAAGAAGCCUUCCUGACCUGGAAAGAAGACGUCACCCAAGAGUAUCCAGGAAAAGGAAAAGCCCUGUUUCAUGUGAAUCAGUGGCUCACCUGGCUGGAGACUGCAGAAGAGGAGGAGUCUGAGGAGGAAGAAUACUAAUUAGCUGACUAAGAUCCACAUGUUGGAAAGUGAUUUAUUUUUUACUACUCAGAGUCAGCAACACCACCACUGUUACAAAUCUAUUAACCAGCGUCUGACAUUUUAUCCUUUUUAUUUAAAGAUGUGAUUUUUAAAAUCUUUUUAAAUCGACUUAUCGUAGUGUUGUUGGUGCAAUGUUGGUGGCCGUUGCAGUACACUCAGACCACCUGUUUCACAUGGGGUUGCAGUCAUGAAGUGCUGCCAUCACUUCACUUUAAAGCCGUUUACAAAAUGAGAACAUGCAUUGUAAAGAGACUCUCUUUAGAUGCACUUUGCUGCACAACAUGAGUGGUUGCAAUACUAUCAUACACUUUCCUAAUUUUCAUAUAAAGAGCAAUCUUGAGUUGUAGUAGUUAGCUGCUAUAUAUAUAUAUAUUUAUAUAUAUAUAUAUAUAUAUAUAUAUAUAUAUAUAUAUAUAUA